Hypoxylon fragiforme is the source of this 1071-nucleotide messenger RNA. RefSeq lists its product as uncharacterized. The transcript has 2 exons. The record is from RefSeq and is a predicted model, not a curated record. The coding region runs from base 67 to 1041 and encodes 324 amino acids. NCBI's taxonomy places the organism in Eukaryota, Fungi, Ascomycota, Sordariomycetes, Xylariales, Hypoxylaceae.
CAUUCCUAACCACACAUGGUAUAAGUCAAUCCUUCGCCUUGGCCCAAGAUAGUCAACCUGCCUACCAUGUCGGCGGAUACUUGCCACGUUCAAAGCUUCUCAUCCAAGAACACAUUCGUCUUUCUUGUUGGCCCCCGUCGCGAGAAGUACACGGUCCACAAAGAUGCAUUUAUUCGCCUUGGUCCAGUUCUGUGGAACAUAAUGCUCGGAAACACGAAUACUGCGCGCGCAGGCACCAUGAACUGGAAAUUUGGAGACGAGGAUUUGUUCAAUUCCUUUUGCGAGUAUGCUUACUACGACACUUACACUUCGCCCAAGAUCCAUGACCCGAUCAGCGGGGAACCCUAUGAUAUGGACGAAUUGUUCUAUCCCGUUGGCCGUCUGGGCUCUCAACACGACUUUCUCUACAAGACUUUGUGGGAUCGGUACAGAUCGCCUUCCGGGAAACACGUCGUGAUGCGAGCCAAAUGGAAAUGGAUUAGCAGUUUUGAAUGGGAGGAGGACCGAAUCAACUAUCUGAUGAGGCAUGCUAAUAUGUACGUGAUCGGACUAGCUUACGGCAUCGAGAGCCUCAAAGUCCUGGCGCUCUACAAACUAGCAGAUGCUCUUAUGCACUUUGUGAGUCGAAGAACCAGCACUGUAAGCCUCGUAAAGCUGGCUGAUUUCACCUACGCCAAAACUAAGUCGGAAGAUGAACUGCGAGAACUGGUAUCGAUAUACGCGGCUUCGAGAUACGAAAGCUUGGUUAACUGUCCAUCCGUGGAAGACGCCUUCCUACGCAAUCCCGCGUUUUGCCUCGACACGUUAAAGCAAGUUGCUAAGCGCCGCCAAUUCGAAGAUCGCCUAUCGCAGCAUAAGUCUGCCAUCAAUGCGAAGAAGUUACGCAAAGAAGCCUCAACCAAAACAUUAGUCGGAACCUCGACUCAGGUAUCGGCAAAGAAAGAGGAGUCUUCUACUUCAAGAAAGUCUUCCAAAUCAAAAAAGGCUUCCAAGUCGAAAAAGUAUUAUAGUUCAAGUGACUAUUCUAGUUCAGGCGAGUAACUCGCAUGGGACUUAUCUCCUAAAAGAAGG